Messenger RNA from Ostrinia nubilalis (European corn borer), 976 nucleotides. RefSeq names its product FUN14 domain-containing protein 1. Bases 91 to 615 code for a protein of 174 amino acids. The record is from RefSeq and is a predicted model, not a curated record. NCBI's taxonomy places the organism in Eukaryota, Metazoa, Arthropoda, Insecta, Lepidoptera, Crambidae. Gene Ontology annotation, biological process: autophagy of mitochondrion. Gene Ontology annotation, cellular component: mitochondrial outer membrane. The transcript is spliced from 3 exons.
GUGACAAAUUUUGUGUUUCUUUGUUUUGUGACGAGACGAACGACUACUGCAUUUUGAGUACCAUUUGUAAUAGUUGCAUAAUAAUUAACAAUGGCAAAACCCAAAACUGAAGACUCUUCAGCUGAAGAUGCCAAGAAAAUCGUUGAUGAUGCUAAAAAUUUUAUUGAAAAGGCCAUUGCUGACAUCGGAAAAACUUCGGCCACAAAGCAGCUAAUUUUAGGAACUGCGUCAGGAUGGAUUACUGGAUUUAUAACCAUGAAAAUUGGAAAAGUUGCUGCUGUUGGUUUAGGUGGAGGAGUAAUAUUACUGCACAUAGCGAGCCAAAAAGGAUACAUUGAUAUAAAUUGGGAGAAAAUCAACAAAAAAGUUGACAAAAUAAGUGAUAAAAUUGAAAAAGAAACAACAGGAAAAUCUGCAGACUGGUUUGAAAAAGUAGAACGAUUUGUGGAUCGCAAAUUGGAUAAAGCUGAAGAUUUGUUAAAGAAAAAAGAAGUUAAAGCUAAACGUUGGUAUCACAACUUCACUGGGGAUGAACACUAUCGCGCUACUGAAACUCAUGUGUUUGUAGCAGCAUUUUUUGCUGGAAUGGCUCUUGGACUCAUUUGCGGAAAAUAAGUUACUAAGUUUAACCAGCUAUACUCGUUUAUACGAACACUAAUUAUUAAGUAGAGAUUUUAUGUUCAUCACAAUUAUUUAAUCACAGAAGAAAAGAAAAAAAUUAAUGUAGGUAUGUUGUCUAACAAUUGGUAAAAAAUUUUAAAGUAAAUUAAGUAAUAUAAGCUUGGUAAUUUCAUCUGUUUUGCACUAUUUAAUACAAAAUGUUCACAAAAUUUUUGGGCUUCAUUACUGCACCUAUUUAGCAUCAUAUCCCAGAUUGAUGUAGAAAAAGUAAAAGUAUUUAUAUUUAGAUAUAAUUGCUCCUGAGUCCUGAAUAUUGUAUAAUAUUUAUUUGUAAUAUAAAUGUAAUCAUAAGAGA